Molecule: messenger RNA, 2856 nt
Organism: Diceros bicornis minor
Lineage: Eukaryota; Metazoa; Chordata; Mammalia; Perissodactyla; Rhinocerotidae
Gene: GPR15
Product: G protein-coupled receptor 15
Exons: 1
Coding region: 85-1167 (360 amino acids)
Biological process (GO): G protein-coupled receptor signaling pathway; immune response
Cellular component (GO): membrane
Molecular function (GO): G protein-coupled receptor activity
Source: RefSeq, a predicted model, not a curated record
AGAAGCUGCCUUGAGAUUUCUAAAAUUCAGACAAAAACCUCCUGAGUAAGGAAGCUCACCAGGUUUGGCUCCUGAUCUUUAGGGAUGGACCCAGAAGCAACCUCGGCUUAUUUGGAUUAUUUCUAUGCUACAAGCCAAAAUCCUGACAUUGAGGAGACCCACUCCCCUGCGCCUUACACAUCUGUCUUCCUCCCCGUCUUUUACACAGCUGUGUUCCUGACUGGAGUGUUGGGGAACCUCGUCCUCAUGAGCGCACUGCAUUUCAAACGGGGCAGCCGAAGACUGAUCGACAUCUUUAUCAUCAACCUGGCUGCCUCUGACUUCAUUUUCCUUGUCACCUUGCCUCUCUGGGUGGAUAAGGAAGCGUCGUUGGGACUGUGGAGGACAGGCUCUUUCCUGUGCAAGGGCAGCUCCUACGUGAUCUCAGUCAACAUGCACUGCAGCAUCUUCUUGCUUACCUGCAUGAGUGUUGACCGCUACCUGGCCAUCGUGUGUCCAGCCAUAUCCAGGAAAUUCAGAAGGAGAGAAUGUGCGUAUGGAGUCUGCGCCAGUGUCUGGUUUAUCUCCUGCCUCCUGGGCUUGCCUACUCUUCUGUCCAGGGAGCUCACCCUGAUCGAUGACAAGCCAUACUGUGCAGAGAAAAGGGCCACUUCACUUAAGCUGGCUUGGGCCUUGGUGGCCUUAAUUUUUACCUUCUUUGCCCCUUUGGUGAGCAUCGUGACCUGCUACUGUUGCAUCGCAAGGAAGCUGUGUGCUCACUACCAGCAGUCGGGAAAGCACAACAGAAAGCUGCGGAGAUCCAUCAAGAUCAUCUUUAUCGUCGUGGCGGCCUUUGUCUUCUCCUGGCUGCCCUUUAAUACUUGCAAGCUCCUGGCCAUUGUUUCUGGGUUGCACCAAGAACUCUACAUUUCCCCAGCUUUUCUGCAGCGGGGCAUGGAGGUGAGCGGGCCCUUGGCGUUUGCCAACAGCUGCGUCAACCCCUUCAUUUACUACGUCUUUGACAGCUACAUCCGCCGGGCCAUCGCGCGCUGCCUGUGCCCUUGCCUGAAAAACUAUGACUUUGGGAGCAGCACGGAGACCUCAGACAGCCACCUCACUAAGGUUGUCUCCAACUUUGUUCAUGCUGAGGAUUUUGCCAGGAGGAGGAAGAGGUCUGUGUCACUCUGAAGGUGACUGGGACAUUUCAAGCUCUGUUGGUGGAUUGGAGAGUUGAUUUGUCAGCAACAAAGAAAGAAGAAAAGUAUUGCUGAUGGUAUUUGUAUUACUUCAUAAAUACAAGAGUUGAGUUUUAUGGAGAUGAUUGAGAAGUCCCUAUGUUUGUGGAUAUAAUCGGGCCGGGUGUGUUUUUAGCUGAGUGGCCUUAUUCGACGUUUGCCCAUCAAGUUCACGAGGCACGACGCAGCUCCUCUGUGUCCCUAAACUCCAAGAGCAAGGCUGCUGUGGGGACCAGGUCCUUUCUCUCUGAGUGUUAACACACUUUCAGGCCUUUUCCUCUCCCAAGAACCAAGGUACCUUCAUCCACCCACCCCAAGUGGACUACCUUUAAAGGAUUCUGCCCACUUUCAUCUGGUGAGAAAUGUGGUGACAAUGCAGGUAGCAAAAAGUACAAUAUGCUUGUGCUCUGUAAUUACUUGUGCCUGUGUAACAAGUAAGGUCCUGGCCUAAAUCUUUAAAACUCUGUAUGGUGACUCUCUACCAUCUCCAAUGUUGUCUUUCACCCUCUGCCAUUCACAGUACCUCUGGACUGGCCACAAGCUCCUGGGGAGAGAAUCAUUUUGUGUUGUAUUUAUGACUUACUUUAUCACCUGGUCUUCUAGAGUAUUUUAACAAGAAAGCAUAGGGCAAGGUUUGACCUUUAUUUUCUUUACAAGAUAUGUUGGUAAAAAUAUAUCUUGUUAUAAUGGUGCAGUAACUACUUUUUAGUGGGGUUUCACUAUGCUCUUUUGUUUUCAUUGCCUUUACAAAUUAGGAUAUGAUUUUACUUUAAUUACAUGUUUUUAAUGACCCAGUUAUCUAGUUAUCAAAUGGAAAUGUUACUACUAAUAUAAUUGGAGGUCAUCAAAUGCUUAGCUACACCCUCAUGCGAAUUAUUAUUUUGUAUUUUAAUUAAAAUGUUAGUGCUACACAUUCCCUAUAGCAUCAUUUGCUCAGUGCAUAUAAUUUCAAGAUUUGGUCCAGUAAUAUAGGAAGACAUGAUGCUCUGUGUUCAGCUGAAGUGAAAAAUCUGUAACAAAGAUGUUACUGGUAUUUUAUAUACAUUUUUCCAAACCCAACGACCUUCCUGAAUUCCUUCUCCCAAUAUUUAUUGAGUCGAUUUUUACCUAUAUUCCUUUUAAAGACUUUGAAAUGAAAAGCAAGUAAUUAGCAGCAACCACAAAAGGCUUUACAGCAGCAACAUACUAUUGAACAAACGUCUUUUGAUUCAGGAGAAAAUGGGUUAUGUUUUUACCCCUACCGUUGACUCAAAUGCAUGGUUUGAAAAUCAGGAAAAGCUUAAAAUCUUUUCAGAGACUAGGUAAUUCAAAUUUAUCCUAUGUAUCUUUUUUUUUUUUUUGAGGAAGAUUGGCCCUGAGCUAACAUCUGUUGCCAAUCUUCCUCUUUUUUUCUUUUUUUCUCCCCAAAGCCCCCAGUACAUAGUUGUAUAUCCUAGUUGUAGGUCCUUCUAGUUCUUCUAUGUGGGACACUGCCUCAGCAUGGCUUGAUGAGUGGUGAGUAGGUCCACACCCAGAAUCUGAACCAGCAAACCCCAGGCUAACAAAGUGGAACGCUCGAACUUAACCACUAUGCCACUGGGCCAGCCCCAUAUGUAUCUUUCACAUUCAGAGAAAUCUCAAAUACUGGGCAUCUUCUUACAUU